Molecule: messenger RNA, 1404 nt
Organism: Rodentolepis nana
Lineage: Eukaryota; Metazoa; Platyhelminthes; Cestoda; Cyclophyllidea; Hymenolepididae
Source: the annotation of a GenBank genome assembly
AUGCCAAACAAGAAAAAGGCUCAGGCGAAAUCAAACAUUUCAAGUUCCAGUAAUAACGAUGUUUCUGAGGAAAAUCCAGUUACUUCUAGUUCCUCCUCGGUGCCUCCUGAAGAUGCUGCGAAAUUCAAUGAAUCUGAUUUGAUCAAACAACUCACGAAUGUCAUGCUCACAGCUCCACGCGAAAUUUCCAGCAUGCCUGUGUCAAAACCCGUAAAAAAAUCAAAAGAGGACUACAAAUUUUGGAAAACUCAGCCUGUUCCAGAUCUAGGCGAAAAGAUAUCCGGAAAUGAGGCGAUUGAACCUGAUCAACCAGUUUCUGAAAUUCGAGUAGAACCCUAUGCUCUCCCGGCUGGUUUUGAAUGGUCUGAUUUAGAUCUAAAUUCUAACGAACUUGAUGAAUUAUACACCCUUUUGAAUGAAAACUACGUUGAAGAUGAUGAUCACAUUUUCCGGUUUUCUUACGCUCGCGAAUUUCUUAAAUGGACCAUGCAACCACCAGGCUGGCGACCCGAGUGGCACGUUAGCGUUCGUGUCUCUAAAAAUAAGAAACUCGUUGGCUUCAUUGCUGGAAUGCCUUGUGAUGUUCGUGUCUAUGACAAUUUUGAUAAGUGCUAUUAUCGUGAUUGUGACUGUAGUGGUAUUUUUCGAAUGAACCUCAUCAAUUCUUUUAAAUUUCUUUGCAUUAGAGUAAGAAAGAUGGUUGAAAUCAACUUCCUCUGCGUUCACAAGAAGCUACGUGACAAACGAAUGGCUCCUGUUCUGAUUAGAGAGAUUACGCGACGUGUCAAUCUCCAUGCCAUCUUUCAGGCUGUCUACACAAGUGGUGUUGUUCUUCCUCGACCCGUCGGUACAUGCAGGUAUUGGCACCGUCCCCUGAACCCACGAAAACUCGUGGAUGUGGGCUUCUCGCAUCUAACGCGUACAAUGACUCUGCAACGGGCGAUCAAGUUAUACCGUCUUCCGGAGGAGAACUCCUUACCCGGCUUCCGUGUUCUAGAGGCCCGGGAUCUGCCUGCCUGUCGGAAACUUCUCUCCGAUUAUCUCGAAAGACAAUCCAAGCUCUGUCCUAUCUUCUCCGAAGAGGAAUUUGGGCAUUGGUUCCUGCCACGAGAUGGCGUAGUGCACAGCUAUGUAGUGGAGGCCGAGGACAGCGGUCAAAUUACCGAUAUGGUGUCAUUCUACUCGUUGCCAAGUUCGGUGAUGCAGCAUCCACGCCACAGUUUACUUCGUGCCGCCUACUCCUUCUACAACGUCGCCACAGCCACUCCCUGGAGCACUCUCAUGAAGGAGGCUCUCAUUGUUGCCAAAAACUUUGGCAUCGGCGAUGGAAACUUACACUACUACCUCUACAACUGGCGGUGUCCAACUCUUAAACCGGAAGAGGUUGGUGUUGUCUUGCAGUAG